CCCAUAGCUAUAUAAACGGAGGUACAAUCUGGGAAAUGUUGCUUGUAACUAAAGUUGUGCUCUAGUAAAGUGUUGAGAUCAAUCAGUGAAACUUUAAAUUGAAAUUAUGGUGCAGUUUAAACUAACGAUUGUUGCAUUGAUAAUUGGUGUGCUUCAGGUUUGCACAGCCAAUCCCAUUUCUACUGAAGAAGAAAGCGACGUGGCGAAGCUAUUUUCAGCCGAUGAAUUACAGAGUGCAAAAGAUGCUGGAUUCCCACUUGAACGAUUAGUUGAAGGAAAAACCAUCUAUGGUCUCACAUUCGAUGAAAUGAUUAAAUUACAUCAAUUGCGAAACAGUAACGCACCGAAGAAGACGGUCGCCCCUGAAGAUAUGUAUGCUUUUUGUGAAAUGUUGGUUCCUGAACAAAAGCUGCCAGCAAGCUAUACAAGCGCUCAGGAAGCACACUUCCCGGAGCUAGUUGCAGGAGCAAAUAAUUUGGUGGACAAACAUGAUCAUAUUAGAUAUAUUCUAGCGGCAGUUUGCAGUUAUAUAGGUGAACCGGAUGUGUUUGAUACGGAGGCUAAUUCGUUCGGCUUACCAUUGGUUCCUUACAUGGAAAUGCGUUACAUGACAAUGAAAGCUGAAAAAGCCAAAGACACUGAUCGGGUUAAAGCUGUUAAACAAAUGUGCUGCCUAAAUAAACGCCGAGAUGAGAUAGUCAUGUUGGGUCAAUCAACAUUCACUGCAUUACCCGAUGAAGAAAUGAACGCAUUUGAAGAACAUUGGAGUCAAUACAAAAUUGCAAAUUCAUUGAAGUCAUUUGAAAACAUCUGCGAAUUCUUAGAUACCAAAGAUCAGACUAACGACGAAUGUGUAGUAGCCAUACCAGUACCAAGUGCUGCAGAUAAGGAAUAAGUUGAUAUGUACUUUUAGUACGAGGUCAUAAUUACCAAUAAAUAAAUGGAGACAGUUGUCGCUAUAAAAAAA
This is a messenger RNA of Bradysia coprophila, 967 nucleotides long. RefSeq lists its product as uncharacterized. The record is from RefSeq and is a predicted model, not a curated record. NCBI's taxonomy places the organism in Eukaryota, Metazoa, Arthropoda, Insecta, Diptera, Sciaridae.